Messenger RNA from Prunus avium (sweet cherry), 2948 nucleotides. Its product is annotated as auxin response factor 1. Gene Ontology annotation, cellular component: nucleus. Gene Ontology annotation, molecular function: DNA binding. Lineage: Eukaryota; Viridiplantae; Streptophyta; Magnoliopsida; Rosales; Rosaceae. The record is from RefSeq and is a predicted model, not a curated record. Gene Ontology annotation, biological process: response to hormone; regulation of DNA-templated transcription.
CUUAAAAACACAAAAUUCUAAAACUAAAUUGCAAAUUUACUAUAUAAAAUAUUAUUAAAAUAAAAGGACAGAACCAAAGGGAGUGAGAAGAGAGAGAAGAGAAAAGAGGUGGUGUCGGCUUCGACCAAACACGACCUUAAUCUUAUCAUCCACGGAUCCCAAUCCGAAAUCGAUCCUCUCAAAACCCUAAUUAACUUAUUCCAGUUUACGAUUCAUUCCGCCUGCUCAUUUCUCUCAGCUGAUCAGCUCUGAGGAAAAGCUUCAGGGGUGGGAGAACAUUUGUUUAGUUUUGCUAUGACAUUCUCAGCUUCCAAUCAUCCCCAAGGCUGUUCCCGGAUAGGGACGUCUGGUGAUGCUUUGUAUAAGGAACUAUGGCAUGCUUGUGCUGGACCCCUUGUCUCCCUUCCACGUGAAGGGGAGCAAGUCUAUUACUUUCCACAGGGUCACAUGGAACAGCUUGAAGCGUCAAUGCAUCAAGGGUCAGAGCAGCAAAUGCCUUCAUUCAAUCUGCCAUCCAAAAUCCUGUGUAAAGUUGUUAAUGUUCAGCUUCGGGCUGAACCUGAAACAGAUGAAGUUUAUGCACAAGUUACCCUCCUUCCGGAAGCAGAUCAAAGCGAGGUAACAAGCCCAGAUUCUCCACUGCCAGAAACUCAGCGGUGUACAGUCCAUUCAUUUUGCAAGACACUUACUGCGUCUGACACAAGCACACAUGGUGGAUUCUCUGUCCUUCGGAGGCAUGCUGAUGAUUGUUUGCCACCACUGGAUAUGUCCCAGCAGCCUCCGUGGCAAGAAUUGGUUGCAGCUGAUUUGCACGGAAAUGAAUGGCAUUUUCGGCACAUAUUUCGAGGGCAACCUAGGCGGCACUUGCUCACAACUGGGUGGAGUGUUUUUGUUAGUUCUAAGAAAUUAGUAGCUGGUGAUGCCUUUAUAUUCCUAAGAGGUGAAAAUGGAGAGCUGCGUGUUGGAGUAAGGAGACUCAUGAGACAACCAAGCAACAUGCCAUCGUCUGUUAUUUCUAGUCACAGCAUGCAUCUUGGAGUUCUAGCUACUGCUUCUCAUGCUAUUGCAACUGGGACACUAUUUUCUGUCUUCUACAAGCCAAGAACAAGUCGAUCUGAGUUCCUUGUAAGUGUCAACAAGUACCUUGAAGCGCACAGUCACAAACUCUCUGUUGGAAUGAGGUUUAAGAUGAGAUUUGAGGGUGAGGAAGUUCCUGAAAGAAGGUUCAGUGGCACAAUUGUUGGUGUUUGCGAUAAUACAUCACCUGGAUGGGCAAAUUCUGAGUGGCGAUCACUAAAGGUCCAAUGGGAUGAGCCCUCUUCAAUAUUGCGACCAGAUAGAGUAUCCCCAUGGGAAUUGGAGCCACUGGUGGCAACUACUCCCCUAAACUCCCAACCUGCACUGAGGAACAAGCGGGCGCGACCUCCUGUUUUACCUUCGCCGUCCCCAGAUCUUUCGGCACUAGGUGAGUGGAAAUCCCAAGUUGAGUCUCCUUCAGCUUUCUCCUAUAGCGACCCACAACGUGGCCGUGACAUUUAUCCAUCACCCAAGUAUAAUUCUGCUUCAAAAGCCAAUUCUCUGUGUUUUACUGGGAAUAAUUCUUUGGCUGCUGUUUCUGGGAACUCAAUGUUUUGGUCUAAUCGAGUUGAUGGUGUAACGGAGUCUUUCUCACCCAUUACGAACAAAGAUUCUGGGGAAAGGAGACAAGGCGGUGGGAAUGGAUGUAGACUGUUCGGAAUCCAGCUACUUGAAAACUCUAAUGUAGAGGAGUCUUCACCUGUGGUUAUGGGGUCUGGGAAAUUGGGGGAUAUUCGACCAAUUUCAUCAUUUGAUGCCGAAUCUGACCAACAUUCCGAACCGUCAAAUGUCAAUCGAUCUGAUCUCCCUUCAGGAAGUUGUGAUGCUGAGAAGUCGUGCUUGAGAUCACCUCAGGAAUCGCAAAGCAGGCAAAUCCGGAGUUGCACCAAAGUUCACAUGCAAGGGAUUGCUGUUGGACGAGCCGUAGAUUUGACACGGUUUGAGCAGUACAAGGAUCUGCUUAAGAAACUGGAAGAGAUGUUUGAUAUUGAGGGUGAGCUCUGUGGAUCUACAAAGAAAUGGCAGGUUGUGUACACCGAUGAUGAGGAUGACAUGAUGAUGGUUGGGGAUGAUCCAUGGCAUGAGUUCUGCAGCAUGGUUAGGAAGAUUUUUAUCUAUACAAUAGAGGAAGUCAAGAGGUUGUCACCCAAGAUAAAACUUACACUCAAUGAAGAGGUCAAACCAGGAAAGCUAGAUUCUGAAGCAGCAGUCAACACCGAAGACCAGUCAUCCAUAGUGAGACCUGCAUACUGAUCUGCCCCCGUGUCUCUAGCUAUAUAAUGAAAAAUUGAAAAAAAAAUAAAAAUUGGAAAAUGGAACUGGAUUGUCACGUGAGAUUCUGUCUGCUAGGAUGAUGCUAUCUAUGACAAACUACACAUGCUGGAAGAAUUGGUUGAGUUUCCCAGCAUGCUGAAAUGGAGGGGGGCAGUGGCCUGUAAUGCACAUGCAAUCUGGAGAGUCACUGCUCGUGACAGGGUUUGGGUGUUAUGGUUAUUGGUUGUCUAGCUUUGCCAAGAGGAUCUCAUAGUGCUUCCUUGUUUGGACCCAAAUGGGCUACCAAAGUUUUUCUACUGUGUAUGGCGGGGUAGAUGCUCUCCAUCUUCAUCUUCUGUUAUUUUUUUUUUGGUCCUUUUGGUUUUGUAUUUAUUUUCUCUUUGUGAUACUUGUCGAGACAUGUUGCAUUGAGCUUUUGUACAUAAGUAUAUAGCCUUCCAUUUCUUGCUUGCAAACGACUUGCGUCUAGUUUUUUGCCGGGAAGAAGCUUUUGGGAGUUCAAAGCCUUGUUUGUGCUUCCGGGAUUCCUGUCACCUUGAGAUGCUCAUGCUACAGCUGAUGAUGCUGCAUUUAUGAUUGUACAUGCUGUUUGCCUA